AUGGCGAUACAUUAUUCUUCCCUAAGUUUGGCCAUGGAUGACAUCGAUUUUGAAAAUUAUAAAAUUUUAAUUGUGCGUAUUUCACUCCUGUUGAGCAUAAUAACAAUGUGCGUUUCGCUCUUGUUAGCUAUUGUGGCCAGUUUCAUUUCAAGAGAUGAGGACACCGUGUAUGUAGACUUAAACAUAAAUGGGGGAGAGGGCACUUGGCCCAAGACUUACGUGUACAUACAAAAGGAUGCACCCUCCUCUGCGUUGCAGCUACAGGGGAAGAAAAUCUCCGUCUCCGUCGACGCUUCCAUGCGGGAAAAUGGAGGGGAAGAACGCGAAGAAGGUGCAGUAAGCGAAGCGGGGAAAGGUAACAACUCGAGUGGUCAGACGACGGAAGAUGGGGAAAAAUUGUUAGUCUUUGAUGGAGACCCCCACCCACUGCCAAAAGGAAACUCCAAAGGAGACGAAUUAAAUCCUGCUGAGAAGAAAAAUAAAGUCAUACGGAUA
This is a messenger RNA of Plasmodium cynomolgi strain B, 495 nucleotides long. RefSeq lists its product as hypothetical. The record is from RefSeq and is a predicted model, not a curated record. The annotation marks the transcript as partial. NCBI's taxonomy places the organism in Eukaryota, Apicomplexa, Aconoidasida, Haemosporida, Plasmodiidae. The transcript has a single exon.